UUUAACAUUUAUUUUCAUCCUGAGGCUUUGUCUGUGAAAGGCAGGUACAACAGAAGCUGAGGGAUAGCUUUGUGGGAGAGCACUUGAUGGCAAAGACACAAAUUCAAGUCUACCCAGUACUUCAGCCACAUUCCUGUGAGAGCUCUGGCCCCAGAUGAUCUUUCCUUCUCUCCCUGGAAAUUCCCCUGAGAAAGUUUAGUCAGAAGCAGAUUUGUCAAAAUAAUUCAAGGAAAUUACUUAAGAGCUGUGAAAUUUUUCUAGCUUCAUCUUACUGAAGCCAGUGGGCUCAAUUCUCCUUUUGCUUGUGCAUCAGCAUUGCAGAUUGCAUGGGCGUGAGGGGAAACCUGACGGUGGUGUGUGUGUGUGUGUGUGUCUCUGCCUCCUCUUCAGGGAGUGUGCAGUGCCUGGCACAACGGCCUCAGAUCGCAGCACGCCUUCAGUCACUACUAGAACAUAAAAUAGAAUAGUCAUUACGAUAUAUUCCUAUUUGCACACAGAGCCCUUGGGACAAAUGAGUUCUAAAGAAGAAAACAAAAGCACUUGUAAAAUUCAAGACUUCUGUUGCUGAAAUGGAGAAGCAAUGAGAAAUGCGCUAGUUUGCAGCGUAGUGUGGCAGUCCUGGGCCCCUGUCCUGCUGUAAUUCAGGACUGAAGAUGGGAAAUGGCAUCGAGCCACUGCGCGUACCACAGACUAUUGGCAGGCAAAAUACAACCCCAGACUUGCUGACCUUCUUUGUCAUAAUGCAGACGUAGGGCUGUAAAUUAAAUGUUUAAAUGGAAGUUUAGUAAAAGAACAAAUUAGCAUAUAUAAGAUACAGCAUAAAAUUGUGCAAUUGAUCAAAAAUGAGAAGGCUUAACUUCUGAGCAAUACCUGAUUUGAAAUCCUACCCUGAAGCAUCUGAAAACAUUAAAGAGGAUUCCUUUUUUUUUUUUUUUCUUUCCCCCAAACUGCAUUAAAUUUACACUCCUCCUUCUUAUGAAAUGUAUGGCUGCAUGUAACACUUCUCGUUAAUCUCUCUGGAACUCACAAAGGGAGGUCACACCAUCAUCACUCCAUCACCAUUUUGAGAAGGAAAGAAACUGGGACCUAAGGAUAUGAACUGGCAGAGCUGGCACACCAGGGGUGAAGCUGGACAGGGAAGCGAGAUGUCCCAUUGGAGUCCAAGCCUGAUUCAACAGGCACCUUCUUGUCUAGCUCUUUCUUUGGUGACAUACUGUCUCCCUAGGCAACUACAGAUUAGAGAGGAGGCAAAAAAAUCUUGUAUCCAGAACUGCAAAGCAGUGACUUGAGCUUGGAUGUAGGGAAAAUGUCAGGGAAAGACAGUGAACUAACAGUUGAAGCAGAGGCGUUGGAGUCAGGUGCUUCAGGUUCUAUUUUUGACUUGGACCAGCCAUUUCACUUUGCUUUGGCUUCCCUUUUGCAAGAUGGAAAAUGAGGAUGCCUGUGGCUGCUUCGUGGGACUGGAUUGCCUUGCUGAGGCCAGGGCUGGCAAAUCUCAUAUUCUGGAUGAUGCUCGGUUGACCUCAGCUUUGGUUCUUCUCUGCUUUCUUGCCUACAUCUCCUUCACUUGCGUCUCUGCUGUGCUUUCCUGGGCCCACGCAGAGGGUACAGAGCAGGGGCAGAGCCGCAAGUGUUGGGGCUGUUGCCAGGUGGGACCCUUUUCUGUUUGUGCCUGAGCCGGGCCCUUCCACCACCGUGUCUGAUGUGCAGGAUCUCACCCGCUGCCCCUUGGGUGACAUGGGGUGUCUGCAGCGCUAGUGAGGUAUGGUGAAUAGAGUCACAACCAUUUUUCCACUCCUGUCCGAAUUUCAAUUUGCAUCAAAAAGAUGCAAUUUCAGGGCAGAGGCACUAGGUAGGACCCUGCACUGUUACAUCUAUAAUGUCAGCUCAGGUACGGCUCCGGGAGUUACAUGCAGAGAGGUGGUGAGGGACAAGUGGUGAUUAUCCACUCAGCCCACCCCUCCUGGCUUUGAAUGAAUGAGUUUUCAAGGCUGCAGGUGUUUUCUCUUUGCUGCAUUCCCCGGAAAACCCCCGGUAAUUGGGGCGCUCUCCUUUUUUUUUUCCAGGAAGCACCGCCAACUCCUCCUGCCCUUCUGUAUCAAUCGAAUUCGCUACCACGUAAAUUCAGAUGUGCUUAGAGAGCUCCUCCGUUCCACAGCCGCGAGGAAGGGAGGAGACCGCAUCUGCGUCGAGCAAAAAGGUCCGUGACAAUGGAAGAUGAGGUCUAUCAUCCAGAAGCCUGAACGGUGAUACCAGGACAACCCUUCGAGACACUGGCAACACAAGCCUGAGAUACGGGAGGCAGCAAACAUGCUGAAGCCAAGUGGACUUAAAAUCCCCGGCAGGGCUGGGAAGCACUCCAGCCCAGUGGGACGGGCAUCAGGGACCACUGCAGCUGCUGUUACCACUGGUUCAAAAGAAGGCUCACCUUUACACAAGCAGGGUACCACCUCCACCGCCAGCGCCGAGAAGUCGGGUUCAAAGGUUGCCGAGGUGGGCGAUGAUUUCCUGGGAGACUUUGUGGUGGGCGAACGUGUCUGGGUAAAUGGAGUGAAGCCAGGUGUGAUCCAGUAUCUUGGGGAGACGCAAUUUGCUCCGGGCCAGUGGGCAGGGGUUGUUCUGGAUGACCCGGUGGGUAAGAAUGACGGCUCUGUCGGUGGAGUACGUUACUUUGAAUGCCAGCCACUGCAGGGGAUUUUUACGCGACCGUCCAAGCUGACGCGGCAGCCAGUGGCCGAGGGCUCGGGGAGCGACGCCCCCUCCGUGGACUCCCUGACAGCUCAGAACUUGUCACUGCACUCGGGGACAGCCACGCCACCUCUCUCCACUCGUGUCAUCCCCCUGCGGGAGAGCGUCCUGAACAGCGCCAUGAAGACAGGCAACGAGUCUGGAUCUAACCUCUCGGACAGUGGGUCUGUGAAAAAAGGGGAGAAGGACUUACGGCUUGGAGAUCGUGUGCUGGUUGGUGGGACAAAGACAGGAGUUGUGCGCUACGUGGGAGAGACGGAUUUUGCCAAAGGAGAGUGGUGUGGUGUGGAGCUGGAUGAACCCCUAGGGAAGAAUGAUGGAGCAGUUGCUGGUACAAGGUAUUUUCAAUGUCCUCCCAAGUUUGGCCUCUUUGCUCCCAUCCACAAGGUGAUCCGGAUUGGAUUCCCGUCAACCAGCCCCGCCAAGGCAAAGAAGAGCAAACGAAUGGCCAUGGGAGUGUCUGCCUUAACCCACAGCCCCAGCAGCUCCUCCAUCAGCUCUGUCAGCUCAGUGGCAUCAUCUGUUGGGGGCAGGCCCAGCCGCAGCGGGCUGCUGACAGAGACCUCUUCUCGAUAUGCCCGAAAAAUCUCUGGCACCACAGCUCUCCAGGAGGCACUGAAGGAGAAGCAGCAGCACAUUGAGCAGCUACUUGCAGAGCGUGACCUGGAACGGGCUGAGGUUGCUAAAGCCACUAGCCACAUCUGUGAGGUGGAGAAAGAGAUUGCCAUCAUGAAAGCCCAACACGAGCAGUACGUCGCGGAGGCAGAAGGAAACCUCCAGCGAGCACGAGCCCUGGUCGAUGGGAUGCAGAAGGAGAAGAUUGAGCUGUUGAACCAGCUGGAAGAGGAGAAGAGGAAAGUGGAGGACUUGCAGUUCCGUGUGGAGGAAGAAUCUAUUACAAAGGGAGAUCUGGAGACUCAGACGCAGUUGGAGCAUGCCCGAAUACGGGAGCUCGAGCAGAGCCUGCUGUUUGAGAAGGCACAGGCUGAAAAACUCCUCAGAGAAUUAGAGGACACCAGGUUAACGACGGUAGCAGAGAAGUCCAGAAUCCUGCAGCUGGAGGAGGAGCUGAGCCUCCGGCGCAGUGAGGUGGAUGAGCUUCGGCAGUGCCUCAGGAGUUCUCACCAAGCAGAGACCCCAGAACAUAACCUUGGCUUGCAGUCAGAAGCUCUUCGGCUACGAGAUCAGCUGCUGUCUGCCAACAAGGAGCAUCAGAAGGAGAGCAGCCAGCUAAAGGAGAAGUAUGAGAAGACAUUAAAGAAGUACCAGCAGGAGAUGGAGAAGCUGAAAUCAGUCAAUGAGAAGUACUCACAGGAAAUUGUUGACCUAAAGCAUAAAGUUCAGCAAGCCACUAAUGAGAACAUGGGGCUCAUGGACAACUGGAAGUCCAAGUUGGACACGUUAGCUUCUGACCACCAGAAGUCUCUGGAGGACCUGAAAGCCACACUGAACACAGGCCCUGACACUCAGCACAAGGAGAUCGUGGAACUCAAGGCAGUGGUGGAGAGUAUAAAGAUGGAGCACCAACUUGAGUUGGAAAACCUGAAAGCAAAGCAUGACAUUGAGACGGCUGUUCAUAUAAAGGAGAAAGAGAGUCUGAAACUGAAGUUGCAGGAGGCUGUGGAUGAAGUGGAAAAAAGCAACAGCAACUGGAAAAUGCAACUGGAAACAAAAAGCAAUCAGCACCUUCUUGAGCUGCAGGAUGUGAAGGACAAGUGUCGAGAUGCUGAGCUGAGGGUGCAUGAACUGGAGAAACUUCAUGGUGAAUAUAAAGAUCAGACACAAGCGAUAGCUUUCCUGAAAGAGCAGAUUUCUUUGGCUGAGAAGAAGAUGUUGGACUAUGAAACGUUACAGAAAACAGAAGCCCAGAGCAAACAGGAGAUCCACAGACUGCAGGAAAAAGUGCUUGUCUUAGAGAACAAGCUACAGUCCAUGGAGGCCCUGCAUCCUUCUCAGCAUGCAAACUGUUUUAUUCCUGGUUCUAUAACUUUGGACACAGAUUUUCAGAAGAUGAUUGAAACUAAUGAUAUUUCAGAAGAAAAGAUAAAGAUGAAGCAGACUAUGGAAGACCUCCAAGACAAGCUGAGUAAAAGAGACAAAGAGGUGUCAUCACUCGUGUCCCAGACUGAAACUCUAAGGGCCCAAGUAAGUGCUUUGGAAAAUAAAUGCAAAAUGGCAGAAAAGAAGGCUGAUUUGGUGUUAAAAGAAAAGAAGAGGCUGGAAGGUGAACUGGAAGCCUUGAGCAAGAAAACACACGAUGCUUCAGGGCAACUGGUCCUGAUUAGCCAGGAGCUACUCAAGAAGGAAAGGAGCCUGAACGAAUUGAGGGCGUUGCUACUGGAGGCCAACCGGCACUCGCCUGGGCCAGAGCGGGACCUUAGCCGGGAAGUGCACAAAGCUGAGUGGCGGAUGAAAGAACAGAAGCUCAAAGAUGACAUCAAGGGGCUUCGAGAGAAGCUGGUUGUGCUGGACAAGGAAAAAUCAGUUACGGAUCAGCGGCGAUAUUCCCUGAUUGAUCCCUCAUCAGAGUCAGAAGUGAUCCGGCUGCAGCAUCGGCUUGUCAGCACGGAGGAUGUGCUGCGCAAUGCGCUGGAGCAGGGCCACCAGAUGGAAAAGCUCAUGGAAGCAAUGAGGCUGUCUUCUGAGAAAACACAGACUGUUGGAAAUUCUGGUUCUGCUAACGGGAUUCACCAGCAGGAGAAAUCCCACAAGCAAGAGGAAAAGCUCUGAUAGAGAAGAGGUGAAGAGGAUCAUUUCACGCCAGUAUCAGCUCCUUGUGCACAGUCAGGAAAAACGAUACCACAUCUGGCUUUAGCACCUCCAAAAGACCAGACACAGUAUUUUCACCUUAAAGCAGGACAAUGUUUAUAAUAUACUAACGGAUGUAAUCAGGACAAUCCUGGAGUCCAGUUUUCCAAGACAGCCGUUGUUCCAGGAGGGAGCAGAAAGAUCUCUUUGGGUUUGGUUUCUUACUUGUAUUGGUUUUGACUGUGGAAUCUGUAUUGCUUGAGCUGCCCUUGUCCCACCAGCUGACGUGGUCUGGGUAACAGCUGCCCCAAACAGUGGCCAAAGUGUCAGCGAGUCCCAGUAACCCCGCAGGAGCUGCCAAGGGAUUUGCUUGUGGUGUUCAGCUCCAAAGCGCGUGCCCAGAGGCUGCACGCUUCCCACAUGGUCUGUCCCUUCCACCCACCCUGCUGUCCCGAAGACCUGCGCAAGCGAGUGAAACCUGCUGGGCUGACUGUUCGUGCUGGCAUGCGUGGGCUGAAAAAAGGCAGGGUGUGGGGACACGUUUCCCUUCUCGCCUUGUAGAAGACAUUGCUGUUCUAGAGCACAGAACCUGCACUUGUAUCAUAGCAUGUUGUGGGAAGUAAUCUGAUUGUAGAGGGGUAUUUAUUUCGUUUCUCACCCACUGCUGUUUGGGGAAAGAGCUGUGGUGGCUCUGAGUUUGAGGACAGACACACCUUGCUCAGGUGUGGUUGGCCUUUCUUGCUGCAGAGAGGUCGCUGUGCAGGCCUGCCGAUGCCCUGGGCCACGGCCAGGCUGCCCGGCCUGCUGCCCCUCACCCAGGUCUGGUUUAUUGGGUCUUUUUUGAGCACAGGACAGCGCAGACAGCUAGAUCUCGGCAUCGCUGGCCUGAGAGCUCUGUGCUGGCUGCAGUCAGUGUAGGGCAGAUGCCUUGAGGAGAUGGUUCCCUCCUUGCCUGUUUAAUUUAACAGCUAAUCGGGGAUUACCUGGCCAUUCUCUGGAGCCGCCUUUGGCUCUUCAGUAUGGUGCCUGUCCCCUGCCACCAGGAAUGGAGGAGGUUAAGAUGCUGCUGUAAGCAUUCAUGCAGUAGUGGCUGGCUGUAUUUGAUGGGUACAGCAAUCCUCUGUGCGUGACCUGAGUACAAGCAUUUGGAGCAGAAGGAAUUCAAGACUGGAGCCCAUGCAGCUCUUGUGUCUGUACACAGCAGUGCAGGCCCAGGCAAGGGUCUUAUUCCUCCUUCUGAAGGCUUUCCUCUUCUCUUGAACUUUGCCCCAUAGCUCCCAAGGGACAGUAGGGUGGAGGAAGGGGAUAAUAUGCUCUUAAAGGGGUGUGAGAGUCCAGUUCAGGUUCACUGUUCACUAUCACAGCAAUAUUUUUACCAGGCUUCCUCUAGUUCAUACCCAGCUCCUCCAGUCUUCAGAAGCUCUUUGUUAUGAUGGGGCACCUAUGAAAGAGAACAAGACAGAAGAGACCACUGAGGGAGGAGAUCUGAGCCAUACCACAGGCAGAUGAACGUCACAGUGUGUCAGCUUUGUUGCUUUUUGCCCUGAUUUCCUACAAAGUUGUGUUGCUACUUCUUAGUGGGUUGCCAGACUCCUGCUUCCUUGAAGGAUGGGCAGGCAGAAGCAACCUGGGAAAGACUUGGGCUCCGUGGCUCCAAUUCUGCCGUAAGGAGGAUGCUGAUGGACCUGGGCCUGUGAUACAACACUGGGCCCUGCUCACUUGCUGCAGAGUUGGUGAUCUGCCUCCAUUCCGAGGGAAGGUGAGAAGGGAAGGCGACUUCAGGGGAGCGAAGCAGGUCAGAAAACACAGCUUAAAUCUGGGGCACGGCAGGGGCAGGCAGAGCUUGGGUUUGAAUUGGCUGGAAAUAAUUCAAGUGGGAUCCCAUCCUGCCUUGUAGAAGUGCUUCAGCUCUUACUAAUCACCAGGAAGAUUGCCGCAUCUAUACCUAGCUCUGGUGGGACUUUCCCAGGGAAUCGUAGUGGUAGACUCCAAAAUCCUCCUGGUUGGCUUAUUCGUCUCUUUGGUGAUUUAGGAAAAUCCCAGAAUCGGUGUCCAUUGUUACAGCCUGCAACUGUGUAUACAUCGCUGGGAGCUGCUGGUUUUAAGGAUUUAGGGCUGUUGUUUCCCAAAGUGCUCCUGUUGGCUGGAUGGUCUCUGAAGUCAUGCCUGCAGCUCCUGCUCCUUUAGUAGGGGUCGUCUUCCAGUGUCACCUGUUCCCAAGCCCAGGGCUGCCCGGGCGCCUGCAGGUGGGAGAGUCCAUUCUGGUUUGUAACUUAUUUUCCCUGAUGAUUCUUCUAGUGACUGGUGACCAGCUGCCUUCAUCUGCAGAGGAAAAAUACCUGCCUUUUCCACCUCCCCUGAUGAACCUUUGGCUUGGCACAGGGUAGGAUUCCUCAGGAGUGGUUAUGGGGACCAUGUAUAUGGUUCCUUCAAUCAGACCCAAAGUUGUCAGGGUGCAGUGGUUUGGGGUGGAGGAGUCUCUGGCUCCUGGCUCCUUCCAGGGACCAUCCCCUGUGAGCAGCUCAGACCUGUGGUCUUCCCAGUCAGCUCAGGUGACAAUGCAGAACAGCAGCCGAUGCGUCAGAGCAGGUUUGAAGUUAGUGCUGAUGGUCAUCUUUGGCUGUAAAUAGCUGUGCUGGUCCCUAAGGAUCAGCCAGGAGCUGAUGGCACUUCUUGGCUUUCUGUGGAGGCUGUGUGGUCUUCGUGUUGCGGGGCUGUACCAAAAGGGGCAGCAAGGCAAAGCCAGGUCCCCUGUGUCCCCACCGCUGUUGGUGUGCAGGUCCGUGGGAGCUGCUCCCCAAACAGGACCAACAGUGUCAACAGGACGUGCUAUCACGUGUGUCAUCUGGGUUUCAGCUCAAUGCUGUACGCAGUGGCCAGGAGGCGUUUGGACACCAACUGUGUCCUCCCUCUCUGAAAUUGGCACAGGCUUCCCAAGGGCACUUCCCACUGCCUGCCCUUCUGAGGUUGUACGGGACCAAACUAGGGACAAACUUGGAAAGGACAAGGAGGAGAUUCCCCAGCCCCUCUAUUUAUUUGUAAGUUUUAAGUGCUAUUUUUGCCUAUGUGGUGGUGUAUAAAGUAUUUCACGAUAUUUGGUCUUACUGGCUUGGUUCUUGGGGGGAGAUUUUCCAAGGGCAUUGGAGCACUGAUGCACCCAUCUCCUGUUGUCGGUCAGGGGCUGGUUCCUGUUUGUGCCUUCUCUUCCCCUUCGGCUUCAGCCUUGCUUUUAUCUCGAUCCCCGGGAGCUGGUACAGGGGGGGCUGUGUUCUGCCCAGCCCCUCUCCCAGCUUGUGCGUGCCAUGCUGCUUUUGCAUCUGGAGCUGAGCCCUGAGCAUCACGCUUCGGAGCAGGGUGCAGGGCGGGGAGCAGGAGAUCCCACUGCUGGAUCCCUCGGCACCAAGGGAAGGACCAGCACCCCUGUUGUGAGACUGGCCCUCCCGGCCAGCUGUGUUAUCCCAACGGUUAGUGAUGCUUUUCUGCUGAAAGCUGAGACGUUAUCCAGUGAAGAAAGUCUUUGAAAUGGAGACUGCUCCAUGUUCAGCGAGUUCUUCUCUAACCCUCUAGACCAAAGGGACAGGAAUCGGUGUUGAUUUGGUGAUUUCAGCUUUAUCCCUCCUACAGCAGCCAGAGAGCUGGAGCAAGGGGCAGCGCGGUGCCGGUGCCGGACCAAACGACAGCUGCCACGUUGCCAGCCAAGGCUUUCCAGCUCUUGCCUACCCCCAGCACCAGCGGUUCCUCUGGCUUGCCAGUACCAAAUGCAUGAGGGUUUCAUUAAAACAAAACGAUGCAAAGUAACACUGUAAAAGUCUUAACAGAAAUUCCAGUACUCCGUUGUUCGGCAGCUUUAGCAGCUCAGCACUAUCUCGUAGGGAGUUAUUAAUACACUAAGAUCCUAUAGGCCUCAUGUAAGUUACCAGAAUAAAGAUGAUACUAGAUGUAUAAAUGGAUGAUAACCUUUUACCCGUACAGUAUGUAUUACAAUUUUGUAGCUUAGUCAUUUUUUGGCUAUCAGAUUUUGUUAGUAUGAUAUAAAAAAAAAAAAAAAAAAAAAGGUUUGACUGCUAAUGUCUAUUUUGUUAUUUGAUUCAUUUUAUUUCUUCCUCUGUACAAAAGCUGUACAAAUCUCAGUCUGUGUAACUACUACAGAUAUGUAUUCAUGUACCAUCCACCCCUGUCCUGGCUUGCUGGUGUGGUGAGCUCGUUACUAAACAAUAAACUCUGUGGCUGAA
Falco peregrinus (peregrine falcon) is the source of this 9728-nucleotide messenger RNA. RefSeq names its product CAP-Gly domain containing linker protein 2 (gene CLIP2). The record is from RefSeq and is a predicted model, not a curated record. NCBI's taxonomy places the organism in Eukaryota, Metazoa, Chordata, Aves, Falconiformes, Falconidae. The transcript has 18 exons. Bases 2311 to 5478 code for a protein of 1055 amino acids. Gene Ontology annotation, cellular component: cytoplasm; nucleus; microtubule plus-end. Gene Ontology annotation, biological process: cytoplasmic microtubule organization. Gene Ontology annotation, molecular function: microtubule plus-end binding.